This is a messenger RNA of Saccharomyces mikatae IFO 1815, 921 nucleotides long. It is a transcript of the gene MCM21, whose product is annotated as Mcm21p. The transcript has a single exon. Bases 1 to 921 code for a protein of 306 amino acids. Gene Ontology annotation, cellular component: kinetochore. The record is from RefSeq and is a predicted model, not a curated record. Lineage: Eukaryota; Fungi; Ascomycota; Saccharomycetes; Saccharomycetales; Saccharomycetaceae.
AUGGAUGACAGGGGCGUAUCAAUAGCGAAAGCUAGAUCAUUCUCUCCAGAAUAUAAGUCGGUCGUUAUUCCGGCAACCCUAAUACCGUAUGAGCCAAAGAAAAGAGCGAAGUUGAAUAAUGAUGAGAAUUUACCAGAACAAGAAUGGGUAUUGAAGACUCAGCCGAUGGUCCAGCAUCAGAUGUUUGAUCCUGAAGUAGCAGAUUUACUGGACACUGAUAUUUUAACGUCACCAUCAAAAAGAAAGCGAAAAUUAAAGAUAGAAGAUAUCAAUUCAAUUGAUAAAGGUAAGUUGGAAGAUUCAAUUGUGGUGGAGAAUGUUUAUAGAAUUUUCGGUAUCACUUUCUUCCCACUCGUGGAUCCAAUUGACUUGAAAAUUAAAGAUGAUAGUGACGAGAUUUUUGUCGAUAGGGAAAUGCUGGGGAUACGACUAGAAGUCUUCAGUGAACGGACGUCUAAAUUCGAAAAACCUCACUAUAUACUUUUGAAAAAGAGGAUCAAAUCUAAUAGUUGGUUUCUUUUUAAACAUACUGUUCCCAGUUUUAUAGAUGUUCAAGGCAUAUUUGAUGACACUAAUGGAGGUCUGGUGGUAUCAUAUGAUGAUGCGUAUUUAUUUGCCAAAAGAGUCUUCCUGCAACUAGUAGAAAUACAAAAAAGGCAGCAAAUAUUCAAGGAUUUAGAAGCCAAGAAGAUAAUUCAUGAUUUAAAUUUAGAUCUAGAGUCUUCAAUGGCUUCUUUUUUUGUCAAAGAUGUUAAAGUGGAGUUAUUUGUAAAACAAAAUGAAAUAGUUUCGUGCUCAAUAUUGGACGAUAUUCAUGAUUUUAGCCAUAAUAAUAAGAAUAAAUGGGAAAUUGCAUUGCUCGGAUCGUUAGAUGAUUUGGAGUUAAAGUUAAACCAUUCAUUUGCGACAAUAUUCAAAUAA